GAACCAUUUCUUUAUACUAUUGGAAGGAGAAUCCACUGGCAGGCUUCUGAGAUAUGAUCCUCCCACCCAAACAACUCAUAUUGUCUUGGAAGGUUUGGCUUUUCCAAAUGGGUUGCAGCUUUCUAAGGACCAAACCUUCCUUCUCUUUACUGAGACCACCAACUGCAGGCUAAUGAAAUAUUGGCUAGAGGGUCCUAAAAAUGGGACAGUCGAACUUGUUGCUGACCUUCCAGGUUUUCCAGACAACAUAAGAAUAAAUGAGAAAGGCCAAUUCUGGGUUGCCAUAGAUUGUUGCAGGACCCCAGCACAAGAAGUCCUCUCUCACAAUCCAUGGAUACGAAGUGUCUACUUUCGCUUGCCGAUCCGAAUGACCUACUUAGCGCGAUUUAUGGGGAUGAAGAUGUACACAUUGAUCUCCCUCUUCAAUGAGAAGGGGGAAAUUUUGGAAGUUCUCGAGGAUCAAAAGGGUGCCGUUAUGAAACUUGUGAGUGAAGUUAGGGAAGCAAAGGGCAAGCUGUGGAUUGGAACUGUGGCUCAUAACCACAUUGCCACCAUUCCUUACCCUUAAGAAUCAUUUGGGUCUGUAGAUGAAUAUCUUUGUUGUUCAUACAAGCCUUUUAGCAACAGUAUCUUAAAUGGGUGGCUUGAUUUAUGAUUUGUGUAACAGUAUUGAUAAUUAGAUGAUUUGAGGUUUGUGGCUUUUUAUUAUUA
This is a messenger RNA of Prunus avium (sweet cherry), 711 nucleotides long. Lineage: Eukaryota; Viridiplantae; Streptophyta; Magnoliopsida; Rosales; Rosaceae. The record is from RefSeq and is a predicted model, not a curated record.